Molecule: messenger RNA, 4181 nt
Organism: Oldenlandia corymbosa var. corymbosa
Lineage: Eukaryota; Viridiplantae; Streptophyta; Magnoliopsida; Gentianales; Rubiaceae
Source: the annotation of a GenBank genome assembly
AAAAAAAAAAAAGAAAAUUCCAUAGCUUUUCAAAGCUUGAAACCGAGAGAUCAUCAAUGGAUUGUCCAUGGUGAAAUCUUGCAAUUCCAAGGUUGGACUUUGGUGGUUUGCACUCCGAGAGUGUCAAGCAACGAGUAUGGCAACUAGGGAUGAGUUUGUCCUGGUUGUUGGAGCUCUCUAAUCAAGUUUGUAACAAUCUAAGAGGAGCCAAGGUCGUUGAAUCCAUUUCCUUUGCGAUUGUUAGUGAUUCCUUUACUUUGGUUGUUGUUAUCAACUUGGUAGCAUACUAAGCUCUCUUUCCAUUCAUAUCUCAUGUCAUAUUGCUCUUUUAGGUGUAGUUUUGGUGGCUGCAUCUAUUCGUGUAUCGAAUUCCUUUAUCACUAAGUAAUCUAGCCAAACCGUGAAUUGUGUUCAUGAUUAUAUCUUGCGAUUGAUCCUUGCGUCUUCGAUUCUGCCUGUGUGCUCCAUGUGUUUGACUUCAUAUCUUCUGAAAAUCCUAUCUUGUAAGUCUAAAAGGGUUUAGUAGGCCAGGGGUGUCAAUUUAUUAAGCCAAACAUUGCAUGACUCCAGGUUGUAUCACUUAGGGUCAGUCUAUUUUUUCCAAUUUUUGUUUUAGUACUUUUAUUUGUCCAAAAAUUCUGAAAUCUGGUGGGUUUUAACUUCAGUGUAUUGGAGAUAUUGUGUCCAAAUUUCAGGUCAAAAUAAAUUCGUUUACUAUAUAAACAAAUCCAAUAUAUUUUCUGUGGCAGAUUGGUCCAAAUCCAUUUAGCUACUGCCCAUUUUGGUUACUGGGGCUGUAGGCGUCCAAAUACGCUCAAAAUUUGCCAUAAAUUUUCAUUCCAUAAUAUAAGUAUUGUGUCAAAUUUUCAGGACAAUCCGACGUCGUUUGCCUGGGGUUCAUUUUUUUGUUAUAAUCACUACUUUCGUCGGUUUUGCAUGUAUUCUGAAAAUCAGUUUGGUUACUGGGGUUUUUGCCACCAUUCAGUGCUUCAUUGUCUAUUAAUAAACUCCUGAAAGAGUGUUUGUGGAAUGGUAAAGUCCGGGGCAAGGGUUACCUUUCAUAUCUAUAUGUUUCGCUUCCGAUUUUGGGGAUUUCGGGUAGAAAUCUACAUCAAUUUGGUAUCAGAGCCAAAUUGGUGAUUAUAUUAUCCUAAUUUGGCCAAGAUCCAGGUUCUUUUACCAUUUCCAUACCUUUGAGUCUAGGUCUAGGUUGGGUAGUUUGAGAGGGUAGAGUGUGGUACAAUUUGGUUCAUCGCAUAUCUUGUGUUAUUUGCACUUUUCUUGGCUUUUCAUCACUUGUGCAUGGUUUUAUUGUGAUAUACACAUCCGGGAUCAUUCUCCCCUGCCUUCCCCUGUUCUUGGCUGAGAAAAUUAGGUCUUGGACCAAAGAGAUUUGCAGCACUUACAAUUUUUUUCCACAAGUCUAGUCAAUACCAAAGUGUACCCGAGUUUGUCAGUGUACCCGAGUUUGUCUUCUUGAUCCGGGUAAUUUUGUUUGUUGUGUUUGAGUUUCUUGCACCAAUUUUCUCUAUAUACAACUGAAUUUUAUUCAAGGUAUCUUUGUGAUCAAAUGGUGAAUGGGCAAAAUGUAUGAAGCGUCUUAAAAACAGAAGAAAAGACGUGGACAAAAAAAAAAUAAAGACCCACUAUUUGAUUUACAUUGCUUGCGCUGAAAUUUGUGUUGUUUGGUGCCUUUCUUAGCAUAUUUGUUGAGUCUUUACCUUUAAUACAACAACCAAAUUUUCUUAGAAAUUUUACCGUUUUAAAGUGUGUGUUAAUUGCUAGUGUUUUCUACUCGGACUUGUCUAUAUUCCAUCCGAGUUUGUACUCUUUUUUGCAUACCUUGUUUACUUCAUUUGGUGACCUUGGUGAUUGGAUUGGAUAACCUUGUGUGGAGUACCAAUAGUUGGUUCGAGUUGUUGCCUAGCUGAAGUACUUGAGCUUACUCUUGGAAGCCAUCAAAUACAUUGCACACUUGGGAUUCAAGUUAGUGAGAUUGUGAGCCUUUAUCCCUUUACUAUACUUCUAAACCUCCGAGUGACAUUGGUGAGUGUUUGGGAGGGGUAUUUGGGAGUGAGACCAGCCUCUUAAAAUCUCCAUUCUUGCUUUGUUUUGUGUUUGCGCUAACUUUUCAGGUCAUUCAAAAUGGCACCACCAAAGAAAGAUGCCGCCACAAAAGGUACUCAACAACCAACUCCUCAACAAGAAGAAGAAUCCGAGGAGACAUCAACCCUAUCAACCUUACCUUCUCAAAUCCAACUUCUUGUCACUCAAGUUGGUAAUAUAGGAAAGAAAAGUAGGUGACAUAAAGAUUUCACAAGCUGAAUUUGCUCAAAAGCAAGGCACCUUGGCCGAGAGACAAGAAAGAAUGGGAGCUCAAAUGACAGACCUUAAAGGUGAGCACGGUACUUUGGCUUCUAACUUUGCUACUUUUCAGGAACAGAUGCAAAAUGUUCAAGAUGAAGUAAGAAGCACUGUAAGGCAGCCACAUCCACCACCACCACCACCAUUUAGACCCGUGAGGCCAAAUAGCCCACCGGUUGAGUUGUCUACGGAGGAUGAAAGAUCCGAGCCUCCAUCACCUCCAAGAAGAAUUAGACCGAGGAGAAGGGAUGAUGAACCAGAGAAAGGGAAGCUAAAGCAUGAUCUCCCAGAGUUCUUUGGCACAUCAGAACCGGAUAAAUACUUGGAGUGGGAGAUGAACGUGGACAAGGUGUUCAAUAUGCAUUACUAUGCCGAGGACUAUAAGGUAAACGCCGCCAUUUCUCAAUUUCAUUUAAAUGCUAACACUUGGUGGCUUGAUGUUAACAGAAGAAGGCGUAGAGAUGGUGAUCCAGAGAUUGUAACUUGGUUACAAUUGAAGAGAUUAAUGAGGCAAAAUUUUGUGCGCAAGUCAUAUCAGAAACAGUUGAGAAAUGAACUACAAGAUCUAAGGCAAGGUUCUCGUACUGUUUGGGACUUUUAUUGGGAAUUAGUUUCUUUGCGUACUAAAUUGCAGUUAGAUGAGUCUGAUGAGUCUAUGGAGGCAUGAUUCAUUCGAGGAUUGAAUCGCAAUUUGAGGGAUUCAGUGGAGUUACAUGCUUUGAAGAUACAAUCCCUUGAAGAAUUGGUUGAAUAUGCUGACACUUUGGAGAAGCAAACCAAAACCCGUGAAUCAAGGGCUGUCCCUACAUCUUCUAGGCCCUAUUCCAGAUCUACAUCAACCAAACCAAGCCCUCAAUCAAGCCAAAUGAGGCCUGCCCCUACUCGGACUCCAUUUCAGCCGAGAAGACCUCCCAUAACAUCAACCGGAUUUCCUCCAAAACCGGUUGCAAAAGCACCUCCACCCAAGGUAAAUCCUCAUUCUAAACCUUCUACUUCCACUAACCGUGUGUCUAAUGUACCGUCUCAGGGAAAUAAGACCCAAUGCUUUAAGUGCAAAGGGUUUGGUCAUUUUGCUAGAGAAUGCCCUAACCAAAGGGUAAUGCAUAUUGCUGAUGAUGGUGAAGUUUUUAGUGAAGAAGAAGACACGGUCCUCGAACCCGAGCCAGUAGAGAAUGAAGAAUUACCUACUAACAUGGAGUUUGAGGUUGAAGAAGAAGAUGAGGAGAUAGAUUACAGUUUGGUGGUUAGAAGGAGUUUGAGUACACAACCACUUCCUGAAGAUUCAGAAGUAUCUGAACAACGUUCUUCCAUUUUUCAAAUGAAGUGUAAGGUACAAGGUAAAACUUGUUUAGUCAUUAUUGAUGGUGUUUCUUGUGCUAAUGUCGUUAGUGAAGAUUUAGUAAAGAAGUAAGCACUGAAGACGACUAGACAUUCCCAACCAUACAAGUUGCAGUGGAUUGGAGAUACUGGGUUUGUUCAAGUCAAAUUGCAAGCAAAGGUUCCUAUUGAAAUAGGUCCCUUUAAGGAUGAGGUACUUUGUGACAUUGUUCCUAUGAAUGCUUGUCAAAUUCUUUUAGGUAGACCGUGGGAAUAUGAUCACAAGGCUACACACGAUGGUGUUACCAACAAGUACACUAUCCGUGUCAAUGGUUCAUCCUAUGUUCUUCCUCCUUUAAGCCCAAAAGAUAUCCACGAAGCUCAUGAUCAUUUUAAGGCACAAAAGGAGAAAGAAAGAAGAAAGGAAAGGGCUUUGAAAAAGCCAAUAUCCGAGACCUCUACAUCCUCGGGUAAGCAAAUUUUAUUGGCAACUAAGGAUG